UUCUAAAGACUUAUUAAUUUGAAUUGCGCUGUUUCUGUCAUCCGCGACGUAUCAAAAUGAUGCUAUAUUUUUUACUUUUAAGCGUCGCAAGUUGUACAGCUACAAAUAACUCCAGUCCUUUUAAUGUACUAAAUGCAACUAACCGUCACUCAACAAAUAUUUCCGAGGUUUUUCCUCAUCCGCUUCUGCAUCCGAAGCUGCAUAUAGCAUUCUUCUUCCUCGCUGUCCAUGGUAGGAAUUGUUCAUCCUUCAGUAGAUUCUGCAGAGAGAUGGUGGGCUUUACAGACAAGUUAAAGUAUGAUACAAAUCUCACAACGGCUGGAAACGCAAGUAUUAAUUAUGAACAGGAUCAGCCAUGGCUUAGAUGGAAACGAAUUUUGGAAAGCACUAAUGACCUUGCAGCCGAUAAUGAUAUCAAGCAUGCCCCGACGGUUGUCGCUACGAGACUCACUGAAUCAAACAAUACGAUGGAAGAAAUGGCUAAAGGAAACACAUUUAGAAAUGGAUUUCUCAGCAGAUUGUUUCUACAUGAUCCUUUAUUGAUGCUUUUACAUGCUGCUAGAAGAAAUAGCAUUAUAGGUCCUUCGAUUGAUGUUGAUAAUUUCAGAUCAGAUGGUAUUGAGCAUUUCUUCCUAAAUAAUAACGAUAACAAUGACAGCCAUAUUUUUCCAUUAAGUAACACCAAAUCUGUAGGAAUGCAACCAAUUUCUUUGGGUAAAAAGGACGAUGACUAUAACUUUAUCCUAGAUGCCAAAGAUCCACAUGCUGAUGUUCAGUCUUUUCCAUCAGAUGAGAAUAACGAUAAUCAUGACUCUGUUUUUAAUAAUAACCAACCUUCGCAUACAAGUACACAGUCUUCUGUUCACGAUAACAAUGACGUUGAGAAUAACAGUCUUAAUAUGAUCAGAAGAUUGCUGCGUGCUUACGAAAUACCUUCAAAAUUCCAAUGAAUUUAAUUUCAGCUGUGUGUCUUCAAAGUUUCUAAAUUUUGUUAAACAUAUUGACAUUUUAAAAUUUAUUUUAAAGCUUUUUAAUUUUUAUGGCUAUAUUUUACAUUCAGGCUUAUCAAAAUUAACAAGCAUGAAAAAUAUUAUUGUGGCUUUCAGGAAAUGAAAUAAAAGUAGAUCUGUUCUAAAACAACUGUGUAUUUUGUACAGAUUAAGGAUAAUAGUAAAAUUACUCAAUAAACAUGA
Molecule: messenger RNA, 1193 nt
Organism: Stegodyphus dumicola
Lineage: Eukaryota; Metazoa; Arthropoda; Arachnida; Araneae; Eresidae
Source: RefSeq, a predicted model, not a curated record